This is a messenger RNA of Myotis myotis, 1897 nucleotides long. RefSeq names its product matrix metallopeptidase 27 (gene MMP27). Gene Ontology annotation, molecular function: metalloendopeptidase activity; zinc ion binding. Gene Ontology annotation, biological process: extracellular matrix organization; collagen catabolic process; proteolysis. Gene Ontology annotation, cellular component: extracellular matrix. The transcript is spliced from 11 exons. The record is from RefSeq and is a predicted model, not a curated record. NCBI's taxonomy places the organism in Eukaryota, Metazoa, Chordata, Mammalia, Chiroptera, Vespertilionidae. Bases 80 to 1618 code for a protein of 512 amino acids.
CUUUUCUUGACAACAUAUGCUAUUUUCUGGCUGUUCUGCUGAAAUUUUAUAACCAGGCUUCAACUGAAGAGACAGAGGAAUGAAGAGCCUUUUGCUUCUAUUUGUGCUCUUCACAGCGUUUUCUUCUGCAUUUCCUACAGAACAAAAGAUGGAAGAUGAAGAAAACAUGCACCUGGCUCAGGCAUAUCUCAACCAGUUCUACUCUCUUGAAAUAGAAGGGAGCCAUCUUGUUCAAAGCAUGAACAGGAGUCUCAUGGAUGGCAAACUUCGGGAAAUGCAAGCAUUUUUUGGGCUGACAGUGACUGGAAAGCUGGACUCAAACACGCUGGAGAUCAUGAAGACACCCAGGUGUGGGGUUCCUGAUGUGGGUCAGUAUGGCUUCACUCUCCCUGGGUGGACGAAAUACAACCUCACAUACAGAAUCGUGAACUACACUCCAGAUAUGGCACGAGCUGAUGUGGAUGAGGCUAUCCAAAAAGGUUUAGAGGUGUGGAGCAAAGUCACUCCACUCACCUUCACCAAGAUUUCCAAGGGGGUUGCGGAUAUAAUGAUUGCCUUUCGGAACCGAGUCCAUGGUCAGUGUCCUCGUUAUUUUGAUGGGCCCUUGGGACUCCUCGCCCAUGCCUUUCCUCCUGGUGUAGGUCUGGGUGGAGACACUCACUUUGAUGAGGCUGAAAAUUGGACCAAAGAUGGAGAAGGAUUCAACUUAUUUCUUGUGGCUGCUCAUGAAUUUGGCCACUCACUGGGGCUCUCUCACUCCAAUGAUCAAACAGCUUUGAUGUUCCCAAAUUAUGUCUCCCUGGAUCCUAGCAAAUACCCACUUUCUCAAGAUGACAUCAAUGGAAUCCAAUCCAUCUACGGGGGUCUACCUACGGCACCUGCUAAGCCAAAGAGACCCACUGUACCCCGUGCCUGUGACCCUGAUUUGACUUUUGAUGCUAUCACCACUUUCCGCAGAGAAGUAAUGUUCUUUAAAGGCAGGUACCUAUGGAGGAUCUAUUGUGAUAUCACCGAUGUUGAAUUUGAAUUAAUCUCAUCACUUUGGCCAUCUCUGCCAGCUGAUAUUCAAGCUGCAUAUGAGAACCCUAAAGAUAAGAUUCUGGUUUUUAAAGAUGACAGUUUCUGGAUGAUCAGAGGAUAUGCUGUUUUACCAGACUAUCCCAAAUCCAUCUAUACACUUGGCUUUCCAAGAUAUGUAAAGAAAAUUGAUGCAGCUUUCUGUGACCACAGCACAAGAAAAACCUACUUCUUUGUGGGCAUUUGGUGCUGGAGGUAUGAUGAAGUGACCCAAACCAUGGACCGAGGGUACCCACGGAGGGUGGUAAAAUCCUUCCCAGGAAUUGGUCUCCGGGUAGAUGCUGCUUUCCAACAUAAAGGAUUCUUCUAUUUCUUCCGUAGAUCAAAGCAAUUUGAAUAUGAUCCUAAGGCAAAGAACAUUACCCGAGUGCUGAAGCCCAAUACUUGGUUUCGAUGUAAAGAACCGCUAAACUCAUCAUCUGAUUUUAAUACCAGCGAGGGAAAAGUACAUUCAGGAGGAGUGGAGAUAUUUUAUCAGAAGAAUUUAAACUUGCUUAUUUUCAGUAUUGCUCAUGUGCUGAAAGAAAUCUACAGUUAUUAAAAAAAUUCACAGACCUAAAAUAAAUCUCAAGAGGUCUUUUCAUCUGAAUUCUGCUUCAAAGUAAAAUAAAACUAUUCUUUAACAUCAAGUUGCCCAUCCUACUUCUAAAUAUCUAUUGGAUAAAGAUGCAACAGCCAUUCUGUGAUUCUUUUUACAGAAAGUUAUUAUGUAUAAACAAAAUUUUCUCUGUGCUUUAAGACCAUUUUAUACUUUGUGGGCUUAGAGAAAUAAACCAUGUGUCUUACAAUAACUAAAUACUAGAGACAUGUAUUAAACAAA